GCAGCAGCGGCGGCGGCGGGAGGCUCGCCGGCUGCCAGGGGGAGCGGCGCGCCCUGCUGCCCUGCCUGCUGCGGCUCGCCCGGCGGCGCUGGCUCUCGUCACUCUCCUCAGCUUUGUCUCCCGCUUCCACCGCCUGCCGGAGCCGCCGCACGUCUGUUGGGAUGAAACUCAUUUUGGGAAGAUGGGAAGUUACUACAUUAAUCGGACCUUCUUCUUUGAUGUCCAUCCCCCACUGGGGAAGAUGCUGAUUGGACUUGCUGGUUACCUUAGUGGCUAUGAUGGUACAUUUCCUUUCCAAAAACCAGGUGACAGAUAUGAGCAGCACAACUACAUGGGAAUGAGAGGGUUCUGUGCAUUUCUUGGCUCCUGCCUGGUUCCCUUUGCCUACCUCACAGUGUUGGAACUGUCAAAGUCACUACCAGCAGCCUUACUCACAGCUUUCCUCCUUAUUUUUGAUACAGGCUGUAUUACCUUGUCCCAGUAUAUUCUCCUGGAUCCCAUUCUGAUGUUCUUCCUCAUGGGAGCUGUUUUGAGUAUGGUGAAGUGUAACAGCUGUGCAGAUAGGCCGUUUUCUGCCUCCUGGUGGUUCUGGCUGAGCCUGACUGGUGUGAACCUUGCUGGAGCAAUGGGGGUAAAGUUUGUUGGCCUUUUUGUAGUCCUUUUGGUUGGCCUGAACACAAUCUAUGACCUAUGGGACUUGCUGGGUAACCUCAGCUUGUCACUGGUCAUGCUUUGGAAGCAUUUACUGGCUCGUGUACUCUGCCUCAUCCUGCUCCCGCUUGCCCUCUACGUGGCUAUAUUUGCUGUUCAUUUUACAGUAUUAAAUAAAAGUGGCCCUGGAGAUGGUUUCUUCAGUUCAGCAUUUCAGUCCCAGCUGAUUGGAAACAACUUGCAUAACGUCUCUGUUCCAGAACACUUGGCUUAUGGGUCUGUGGUCACUGUGAAGAACCUUCGGAUGGCAGGGGGAUACCUUCACUCCCACUGGCACCUCUACCCAGAGGGCGUUGGGGCACGGCAGCAGCAGGUCACUGCCUACUUACAUAAGGAUUUGAAUAACCUGUGGAUUAUAAAGAAACCUGAUUCAGAUGCAGCAGAUCCUUCAGACUCCUUGAGCCCUGUGGAGUUCGUAAGGCACGGAGAUAUUAUUCGUCUGGAACACAAAGAAACUUCUAGAAAUCUUCACAGUCACCAGCAUGAGGCUCCUCUGACAAGGAAGCAUUUCCAGGUCACUGGAUAUGGAAUAAAUGGAUCAGGAGACUCCAAUGAUUUUUGGAGGAUUGAAGUGGUGGGCAGAAGGACUGGGAAGCUCAUCAAAGUCCUGCGGAGUCAAGUCCGGCUAACUCACGUUGCCACGGGGUGUAUAUUGGGCUCUUCUGGAAAGACCCUGCCAAAAUGGGGUUGGGAACAAGUGGAAGUCACCUGCACACCGUACCUGAAGGAGACUCCCAAUUCGCUCUGGAACUUUGAAGAUCAUAUUAACCCUAAAUUGCCCAAUAUCAGCUUGGAUGUUUUGAAGCCCUCUUUUGCAGAAAUUCUGCUGGAAUCCCACAUGGUUAUGAUCCGGGGUAACAGUGGCCUCAAACCAAAGGACAAUGAAGUUACGUCCAAGCCUUGGCACUGGCCCAUCAACUACCAGGGCCUGCGUUUUUCUGGUGUCAACGAGACCGAUUACCGGGUGUAUUUGCUGGGAAACCCGGUGAUUUGGUGGCUAAAUCUGGUCACUAUUGGAUUAUAUCUUCUAAUGGCAGUUUCCACUGCAGUUACCCUGAAGAGAGGGGUCCAGCUGACACCUGAGCUCAAAGAACUGUCCAGAAUUGUACUGCAUGGUGGAGGGCAGAUCACACUGGGCUGGCUCCUUCAUUACCUCCCUUUUUUUAUGAUGGGACGAGUUCUCUACUUUCACCACUACUUUCCUGCCAUGCUUUUUUCCAGCAUGUUGACAGGAAUCACCUGGGACACACUACUGAAGUUCUGUGCUGGAUUCUUGUCACCCAGCACCACAGCUAGAAAAGUAUAUGGAGCAGGAUUCUUGGCACUGAUCCUACUCAUUGUGUAUAGCUUCUACCUCUUCCAUCCUCUGUCCUAUGGGAUGAUAGGACCCAUGGCCUCUGACCCUAGCAGCCCCAUGGCAGGGCUCCGAUGGAUGGACUCCUGGGAGUUCUAGAGGCAGCAAAAGGAGCCUGGGAACAGCAAAUGAAGAACGUGGUGGUCUGCCACAUGUCAGGCUGGUUCUGGUGCUUUGGAGACUUAUGACUGAACAAUGCUCUCUGUGGAGAACUCUGGGUAUAGUAGCCCUGUUGUGUUGGCAUUUGCACUGCCUGCAUUGGAAGAUGCAGAGGAUGACCAUGAGAAGGUCCUUUUGAAAAGACUCAUGCUCUGAAUCUUUAGCUUCCUGGAUACCUGACUACUUAAAUCUCUGUUCUUUUGAGCAAUAUAUAUACACGUUAAUUAGACAGCAGUGGCAUUCCAGCUGUCAGAUGGGUACAAAUUAGGAGCCUGUGGGUAGCUGCAUGGUUGUCAUGCGUGUGUGUGUGUCUUCCUUCUGGUAAUCUAAGCAUCUUUCAGUUUGAGAGCCAGACAGUGUCUGAGACAUUAGGACUUCUACCAAGAUUAACAACCUGCCUUGUGAGUUUUUAGAAAGCUUCAUGUAAGUGUCUUGGUACCUCUGUUCUACCCUGCCAUACUGUACAGUUUUUUGUUCUUACCUUGAAUUUUAAAAAUUGGACUGAAAGGAGCCUGCUUGAAAUCUCCUGAGCCACUGUGCCUUACCUGCCUCACAGGCCCUCUGCAAACAGAAGGUGAAGGUUGUUUACCCCUGCAUACUGCCUUGCUUUCCAGUCACCUUUAGUCAUUUAUAAUGGUCACCUAGCAGGCCUGAACUCAGAGACAGACUUUUCCAGCUUAGCACUUUGUAGCUUCUUUGCAGCUCUGUCUGAAAUUGCUAUGGAAAUUAUAGUGGAAGUAGCAGGCAAUUUAUUUUCUGCCCUAAGUGAAGACCAGCUUAUUGGAGGUGCACUAGAGACUGAAAUGAUGGCUUUGGAGUUUUACAGACAGCUGCCAGUCAUUCCGGUUUUGAUCCCAGCUAUUCCAGUGCCAGUGGGAAAAGCAUUAUCUUAGCAAGAGUGACAUCUGCAGAGCUAGCUGUCAGUGCUGUGGUAUCUGCACACUAUUCCAGAAACCCUCACACAGAUGGCUGACCAUCAAAUUACUGUACUGAAGAAAAUCUGAGGCCAGGGAAAAAUUCUUUGUCUACUGAAUGUCAGGAGCCAUUGGAUGUUGAAUCCUCCCCUUCCAGGAAAGCAGUAUCUUGUUUAUCAGGUGCCUUUCUCCUGCGUUAGUCUAUUUUUGUAGCUGUCUCUUCUAGUCCAUCUCGAUUUCUUGUUGCUACCUUGAUGUUGCAGCAUGCAACGUGAAGGACACUUAGACCCCCGCUGUGCUCCUGUCUCAAGAAGUAGUGUUUGCAAAACUCUUGUGUGUGUGUUUCAAGGACCUCAGGCUUUUAAUUUCAGAGUUAUUCCUAUGCUUCACAGCUUUGCAUCAGAACUACACGUACAGGGAGGGCAGCAAGUGAGUAUCUUUAAACACAUAUUGUGCAUUCAUUUCUCUUGCCAAACCUUCCUGCUGCACAGAAGGGCUGUGUUCCUAGUGUUGUUCUGGGGACGAUGACAAACUUGUAUUCCUCUUUAAUAGAGAUCCAGUAGCUGCUUGCUGUUGUAAGGCUCUGGCUUGAUGUGUCGCAGCUCUCUUCAGAAGCUGACUCCUGUAGACACUAACCUGGAUGGUGUGGACCUGUGCUUUUGAUUGUGAAGGUUUUGAGUUAAUCACCUGCUGUUCAUGCAUGGUGGGAAGUCAUUGUGCUAAUUAGCUGCUGAGUUUGAUGAUACUUUUCCUGCUUGCUGUUGCAGGAAGUAUUUCCACCUGCAUGAGCCAGUGGUUCACAGAGAUGAUAUAUAGCCAAGUAGCAUGAGAAGGGAGGUAAGGCUGCAAACUUCUUCAGAUCUCCCUUGAUCUGACAGCAACUGUGAAUUGUUAACUGUUUGCAACACGGCAGGCAGAUAGUGCAGUGCUGCCUAUGUAACAGUAUGAUUCAGCAUCUUCUGUUCUUGUGAGAUUGCUGGCUUAAUACCUUGCAAUCCUGAAUAUGAACUUUAUUUAAAAUAGUCCCAUUGCCAUGAGGAGGAUUUGCCAGAAGAGCUGAUAAAAGCCACAGUGUAAGCUGUAGGGGUUUCUCCAGCCCAUACAGUCACACAUUUGCCCUUAACAGUUACAACAGAGAACACUAAGAAACUUAUGUUUUGGAAUGACAGUUUCUAACACUCUUUAUUCAUCAGAUUUCAAUCUAUGGAAAAGCAAAGACUGACUUCCUAACUUUGAGCUGUUACUGCGAAAGGGUCAUCUUUGUAGGAACUGUCUGAGGAGGAUGAUCCAGUGUGUUCCUUGGUCAGGAUCUCUGUUCUUUCUCCUGAUAAUCUUUUGGCUGAGGAUUGGCCAGCUGAAGGUGGGAAAUGCCAUACUCCUAUUCCACUUCCCUGUGCACAAGCCUGGUUUCUGUUUCAGUACAGACAAAGGUUUCUUUUUCUCUACGGCUGCCAUUUCAGAAAUGCUGAGGGUUUGGUUGGCAUCGAGGCUAACCUCGCUAUUCCACAAGAGGGAGCAACUCCAGCAGAAUGUAUAUAGGUGUGUGUAUAUGUAUAUAUAUUUUUUAAUUAAUUAAUAAUUCAGAGUUACAGCUGUUAAAAGGUCUGCAUUUGAAGACUGUAGUCUUCAGACGCUGUCUUCAUGACAUUUCAUUUGCACUCUCUGGACUCCAAGGGUUGGGGUUUCAAGUAAGUGUAAACUGAUGUUGCUCUGUUUUCCUUUGAGGAGAAAAGUACUGAAAAGCUGGUUUAGCUAGAAUUUGACCAUCAGUGUUUGCUUCUUAAAACCUGCUGCCAGGCCACAGCUGGAAUAUAAUUGUAACUGCUAUUUGUGGGGUCAAUAAAAUUAAGUGGUAGAGAUUCCUUUACUGACUUCAACAAAACGUCUGAGUGGUGCAGUUGUGAGGCAGUGGGGGCAGGGCACUCUUUGCUUUCUGAAUGCAAUUCGGUCUGCUUCAGUUUUUCCAUUUGUGCUUGAGGAAUAAGUUCAGGUUUGCUUUGAGAACUGCUUAUUAGUCCUCUUUCCUACUCGUGGGAAAUUACUAAUGGUGCUUUCUGAGACUGAAAGAUGUUCUCUGGAGCAGCUGCUGUCUUUGAACGUUGCUUGACAGAGUACUUUUAUCACUGACAAAGUAUUUCAUCGAACUGUCCAUGGAUUCAAACCACAAAAAGCUGCAGGCUGCAACACACUCUGCUUCCUUUUUUUUUUUGUCCUAAUGUGCAAACUCUAUUUUCAUCUUUUCAGUCUUUGGAGGAUAGCUAGAAGGCUGCUGAGUUUGUGUAGCUUUAUCCCAGGCAAUUCAUGCAUCUUAAAAGGUUUCUCUUAACAUUAGCUUCAGGACAUGGAUGUGCACACAGCAGCAGAAACUGUCCUGUUUCCAGGAACUGGACUGUGAGCAGGGUUUGAGUGGAGAUUCCUGUACCAAGGUUGCCUUUGAUCUAGGUGAAGCACUUUGUGCCAGGCACUGCUUACAAGUGAGAGAAGCACCACCAACUCCUGGCUGAAAAGGGGUUUUCUUUUUGCAUCUUGAUUGGAAGGGCUUAUUGACGCACAGAGGGCAUUGGCAGGAUCUCCCUUUUUGUGUCUUGCUCCUUCCUGCUGCUUCUUCAAGUGUGCCUCUCACACAGGACAUGUUUUUGCUUCCCCUCUGAUUUUUAGGCUGUUCAUCCAUUUUUUAUGGGUAGCUGAACAAGGAUCAGGACAAGACACCUCCUAGUAUCCUGAGUGGAUGAAUACCAGUCACAUGCACUUAGAGCAAAAGCACAACCUUGUGGAAAGGUAAACAAGUGCCUUAUUUGGUGGUAAACAAAGGUGUUUGACAGGUGCCCUUCCUGUCCUUCCUGUAUCUCUCAGAGAGUUGUUUUCAAGGGGCAUGAGUGAACCAGCUGUUAACACAGAAACACAUGAAAUUCUGAAUACCCAAAAUUCUCCAUUGCCACACUUGGCAGCUUCCUUUCCAGAGACCAUGCACUCUGCACAUGAGUACCAUUAUAACACUGCUUCCUUUUCUCAGGAUUCUGCUGGCAAAGUAAAAAUCUCCUUAGCUGUGCCCUGUGCCUCUGCCAGCUGGGGAAUAUAGGUAAGAAUAUUUUUUGCUCCUCUUUGUAGCAAGUGACUGCACAAAUGUCAAGUGUUAGAACAUCAUAAAGCUUUUCUGCUGGGAGAGGAAGACUGAGGAAGUGAACACCACCUCCAUAGUACACUUGCUUUUAUCAAGGGGCUGUGGGAUGCAGUCAAGACUGAAGUUUGUCUUUUGUCUUCUUUAAAGUACUAGGACUUUAGUUGAAUCGUUUGGUUAUGAAUUGCUUUACUUUCUUAACUCCUUUAUGUUUAUUUGAAUGUCACAGUGUCUGAUGUAAGGGACAUACUAGCACAAAAACACUCCUGCUGAAUUUGCAGCUGGUCUUAAAACUUUGCCAAGUAAAGGUAUUGUAUUCUCCAUCCUUGGAGAACUUGCCCUUGACUGAGCAAGUGUUUGGAGCAGCAGUGAGAGUGGCUCUCUUGUAAGUCUGUUCCAUAUUCUGAACCUUUCUUUCUAAUGCUCUGUGUGUGUGUGCAUCUGUACAUGAACUAAGAUGCAGUUACUGCAGCAUCCAGUGUGGAUGGGGGAAUGUUCCCUUGAGCUAUAAUUGUAUUUUGUACAGGUGAGGUAGAAUUUGGAAUCUAAUUUUGUAAUAAAUACCUCUUUUUCAGACAUUC
Molecule: messenger RNA, 6837 nt
Organism: Pogoniulus pusillus (Red-fronted tinkerbird)
Lineage: Eukaryota; Metazoa; Chordata; Aves; Piciformes; Lybiidae
Gene: POMT2
Product: protein O-mannosyltransferase 2
Exons: 21
Coding region: 182-2164 (660 amino acids)
Biological process (GO): protein O-linked glycosylation
Cellular component (GO): membrane
Molecular function (GO): mannosyltransferase activity
Source: RefSeq, a predicted model, not a curated record